This is a messenger RNA of Paramecium octaurelia, 4932 nucleotides long. The record is from the annotation of a GenBank genome assembly. NCBI's taxonomy places the organism in Eukaryota, Ciliophora, Oligohymenophorea, Peniculida, Parameciidae.
AUGAAUUAGCUGCUGGAAAGUAAGUUGUCUGUGUUAUGUUAGGCUUGAUUCAACAAUUUAUAAAGGAUGGAGACGAGAAACAGAGUGAACAAAUAAGUCGUUAAGUAAUGUAAAAGCAUCCUGUUGUCUACUUGUGCAAAUGUUCUGAGAUUUUGGAUGAAGUACUUAUUAAAUGUAUUUUAGAUGACUGAAAUAAAUAGCGAAUACAUCAGAGUACUUCGUUUAACUCUUCAAGUUUCUGGGUUGUUAACUCGAACAGAGGAGGCUAAAUUAGGAGUCAUAUAAUGCACCCAAGUGUUAAGACGAAUUAUAAAUCGAAUUCUGAGCCAGCCUUAAAUUUCAGAGGAGUUGAAUUAAUUGCUCACCGAUAUCCACAUUAAAUUAAUGGAUGUUUUUGAUGAAUUGAUUAUCAAUCAUAUUUCUGAUUUUUUUGAAUCUGGACGUGUUCCUGAAAUAGUUAUUUUGAAGAUCAUUUAGCAGAUUUUCGAAUCAUAAAGUAAAGUGUUAAUUAAAUUUGUAUAGGUAAAGAAUACUUUAGACAAUUUUCAUACGAAAUAUUAUAAAAGAUUUUAUCAUCUCUCUCUCUUGUGAAGACUGAUUAAUGUAGAUUAGAUUAUUGUUCAUUGUUGCAAUCUAUUUAUAAAACCCUAACUCAUUUCGAAGAGAAUUAGGUUUAAAUAAAUCAAGAAUAGGUUUAAAAUGUAAGUUGGCUUAUUUUUGACUAAAUCAUCAAAGAUUGGAUGUAAACAACCACUCAAGUUUAAGUUUUGUCUUUAGUUGGAUUUAUGAGUUAAUUUAUCUCCAGAGAUAGAUUGGAGCGAAGUCUAGAACGAUUGACAUCUGUAUAUUUGAGUGUUUUGAAAUAAAAAAGCAAUUAAUUAAGACCAUUGUUUGAAGGUUUCAAUAAAUUCCUGGAAAGAUUAUACCAUUUAGACAGAAUUGGAUACGAGGGAAUCAUAAAAUCAAUUAUGGUCUCACUGUAUGAGUUUUACAAGAAUCCAAUCUUCUCUCCUAAUUACCCAUUUGAUCCAAAUGCUUUAAAGUAUAAGAAUGACUUAUUGACUCUUUUGCAGACAGUAUCAAAGUUUAAUAUCGAUAAUUGUUUAGAUUUGUUUAUUGGCAGAAUUAAUGUAAUUAAGCAUAUGUAUAUUUUAGAGUAAGGAUUCAAUAGAGAGAGUUUCAUGUCUAUGGAUUUGCAAUUUCAUUUUGUCUAGAAAUUUCAAACUGAUAUCUGAACCAUACAAGAGACAAUUAGUGUUAUAAUUACUAAAUUUAUAAUUUGAAUAAGAUUGUGAAGUGAGAUAUGCAAUUUGUGAAAUCAUUCUACAAAUAUAUUACAAAUUAAAAGAUGAAGAAUUGCCAAUCAAUCAAACUUAUUUGGACGUGAAAGCUCUCCUCUUUUAUUUGUUUAAUCAAGUAUCGAUACAUGAUAAGGAGUUGGAGGAAUAUGGAAAGUAAAGGGCAGCUCCAUUUGAGACAACCUUAGAAGUAAGAUUCAAGUUUAUAUUUUGAAAGCUAUUGAAGAGUAGAGCAUAAAAGAUAUUGACAACACUUUCAUAAGAUCAGUAUUUUUAUGAUUUAUUAUGGCCGAUGGGAUUGGAAAUUAUUAAUAACUAAAAGUUUUCUCCAGGAUUAUCCCAUAUUUUUAAAUGUUAUACUUAGAUCUUACAAAAAUUAAACAUUAUCACACAUAACUCCCCUGUUGCCUAACAUGUUAUCGUUGUGAGAAUGCUACUGCUAAUUUAGAUCCCGUACUUCUUUCCAAACUUAGGAUUUGAAGCUGUUAAUUUCUUGCCACAUUUAAUAAAGACAUUUGAUUUGAAGGUCCCAAGUAGUUUUCACUAAAAUGUAGAGGCAUUGAAACAAUAUCUCAUCAAUAAAAAACCUUUGGAUGAAUUUUAUGAGGAGAAGGUAUAAUAAAUUUGGAAAGUUUGCUUAUCAUUGUUCAUCUAAAAUAAAGAACUCUCUUAAAUCGAGGAAGACUUUCAGGUUUAACUCAGCAUGUAUUUAAAUUCACAGGCCUUGAGAUUGCCAAUAAUGAAAAUGUAAGCAACUUUAAUGAGUUUUCUCACUAACUAAGAAACAAUUAAAUACAAUUUAGAUAAGUUGUUUAGCAUUUGUCAUCAAGAAUACACAAAUCAAGCUCUAAAUCUCAAUGUCCAAAUUUAAGAGCCAGACUUUAAUCUUCGACUUUGUGUAGCUGAAUGCUUUGGUUACAUCGGAGAAAGACACACUCAAUUGGUAUUAGAUAAGGUCAAAUCAAUUUUAAAUUGCGAAGUGAUUCAAAAGAAGAACACAGGGUCAUUCAAGGAGAGUGUUUUAUCAAUAUUUUAAAAAAGUGGCAGUGAUGAAUAUUUGGCCUCUUUCAGAGCUACACUACUAAUAGCUUAUGGAUGUUUAGCAAAAUAAGUUUCUUUAGAAAUAUUGGAGAAGAAUAUCUUACCAAAUGUUAUGCCAUUUGUUGGACACGAGCAAUUGUUCAAUUCACUUUAGAUCUCUUUAGAAUCCAUAAGUAAAGCCAUCGAAAGAUCAAUUGAGAACACAGAUGAAGCAGCUGCAUCCUCAUUUUUGUUGAGUUACUAAAAAUAUAGAGAAUCGGUGUUGAAUCAUUGUUAAAAAAACAUCACUAGAGGAAAUAUAUUUAGGAAUCUUAACACCAUUAACUUACAAUAUCGUUUGGCUCCUGUUGAGUAUAAUAAGGCUAAGUAAUUAUUGAGCUAGCAUUUGGAUUAGAAGUAUGAUCUUUCAAUUGAAUAAGUCAAUCUUACAUUUUAAAACUGUUUUUUGUUGUUUUUGGGAACUGUUAAAUUGGAAGAAGACUCCUAACCUAUUUCAGUUUGGCAAUCUCUAUUGUACUUAAUAAAAUCAAUAAAAGAUAAUGAUUAACUGAUAGAAAUUUUGUAGAAAAGUAUUUAGAGAGUAAAAUUAAAGAUGGAAUAAAACCAUAAGAAUUGUUUUAAGGUUAUUUUGACUUUACUUUCAAUAUAAUAUCGUAAUACAAAUGCAAAAAGGUCAGUUGUCUUGAUUUUAGAAAAGGUUAUGUUAUCUUUGGGAGUGUAUUUGGAUAUCUACUAAAAAACUGAUGAAGAAUUUAAUACUUAGGUAAUAAAAUCGUUAAGAGAGAAACUGCAUCACAAUGAAUUGACAGUGUUGAUGUAAGAAUUAUAGAAUCUCAUCAAUGAGCCAAUCGUUGAAUCACUGCAUGGAUUUGUCUCUCUUAUUCAAUGUAUAUAUCAAAGUGACUAUGCUGAUUUAAACAAAGUUCUAUUUCUAUUAUAAUCAAUUUGUCAAUAGGGGGCAGGAUCAUCCUCUGAAGAACAGAUGUAAGGUUAUAUUUCUAUAAUUAGCAACUCUAAUCUCAGUAAAGCUAUGGAUUUAUUGGCAUAAAAUAAUUUGAGUGAUUCUUUGAAAGUUCUUUUGGAUAAUCAAUCAGAAUUUCCAAUGAGUAUGUUUCCAAAAUUGUUUCUUAAUUGUGUAAGUUAAAAAAAGACUUUCAUGGUGUAAAGCUUUAAGUUUUUAACAGAUGUGUUAAAUAAUCCAGAAGGAAGUAAUCAAUUUUGUUUAGAUUAUUUUAGUUAUCACUGGAGAUAUUGGAAAUUAUUUAGUUAAUGCUUCAUUAUUUAUUGGAUAAUUGUUAAUUGACGAAAAUAAAAUUCUAGCAGAAAUGCUACCCAAAUCGAUGGCCAGUAUUUUGGGAACCUUCUUGCUUAGAUUUAUGACAUGUCACGAUCCUAAAUUAUCUGGAUCAUCUCAAUCAGUCUAGACUGCUAUUUGGGCAUUUCAAAAUUUUUUGACUCUAUGCAAUAUUGAAGGAAUAUCACAACAUGUUUUUAAGAAAUUGUUGAUAGAGGAAGAAGUUGAGGAUGGAGUUCAAGAGAUUGUUAUGAUAUAUUGUAAAGGGGCUUCAUUCCAAGAUCAAUAGAAACUCUUUAACUUUAUAGAAGGCUUUACAAAAAAGGAAUAAGCAUCAUACCGAUUAGGGGCAAUAGUUGUUAUUAGUUAAUUCAUUAGAAGUUAUAAGAAGGAGUAUGCUUAAUAGAAUGUAUAUGAGAAUCUAUUGAAAACCCUGUUAGAAUCAGCUGAGGAUGACAGUGAUAAUGUGAGAGCUUAAGUGGCAUUUGGAUUGGGAGGAUUGUCGUAUUAUCUAAAAGCUGAUGAGACAAUUGAAAAGGAGUUAUUGUAAGAGAUUAUCGAGUGUCUUAUAAACUUAUUGGAUGAUUAAUAAGAGAUUUGUGUUAGAAGUGCUAUGAUCAGUUUAUAAAAUUUGGUUGACUCUAACACUGACUUUGUAGCAUACAUUCAUUAAUUGAUUUUUACAACAACAGCCAAUUUUGAGAAGACAAUGACUAAGAUUAGGAUUUCUGCAUUUUCCUUGUUCUCAAAAUUAUGUAACACUUGUUUUGUAAAGGAAAUAAUGAAUGAAUAAUUAAUGUCUUAUUUGAGAUAAGCAUUAGUAUCAGUGAUGCUUCAUUUGUUAGAUGAGAGUGUUCAGGUUAGAUAAGUGUGCAAGUUAGCUUUGGAACCAAUUGGAAACUUGCUGCAAGCACAACUGUUAAAGUAAAUUGAUUUAUCUAUAUUUAAGACAACUAUCAAAUAAUGAAAUCUAAAGUGAACUUGAGAUGAGCCAUCUGGAAGAAAAUGAAAAAAUCAUAUUGAUAAUGACCAUAAAUUUAGAAUAAGAACAUUUAAAUGUAAUACUAGCUAUACUAUUAAUUUAGACCUAUAUCAAAGCAUUGAUUGAGUUUUGCAAAAGUCCUGAACAUAAUAUAAAAGGGGCGGCUUUAUUUAGUUUGAUUAUUCUAUUGGCCUUUAGAGAAGUAGGUGACUAUAGACCAUAAAUUGAAUAAUUAUGCAAGGAGAACAGUAAAGCAAAGUUGAUCACAAAGCAAUUAGUGAUGAAGGCAGCGUACUAUUUAUGAUAUACCUAAAAAU